This is a messenger RNA of Anguilla rostrata (American eel), 3308 nucleotides long. RefSeq names its product pyruvate dehydrogenase [acetyl-transferring]-phosphatase 2, mitochondrial-like. Lineage: Eukaryota; Metazoa; Chordata; Actinopteri; Anguilliformes; Anguillidae. Bases 191 to 1792 code for a protein of 533 amino acids. The transcript has 2 exons. The record is from RefSeq and is a predicted model, not a curated record. Gene Ontology annotation, cellular component: mitochondrion. Gene Ontology annotation, biological process: protein dephosphorylation. Gene Ontology annotation, molecular function: [pyruvate dehydrogenase (acetyl-transferring)]-phosphatase activity; cation binding.
AGUAUAAACGUGUUCCUCCAAUCACAGAAUACGGGGCGGUGCUUUAUUACCAUGCUAUAAUACCGAAAGGAACCUGAUAGCACGGAAAAGAAAAGCCGGGUGCACACAGUUUACGAAAACUGAAUCUUCGUGGUUGUGAGAUAAAGUGGAAUUCAACAACAGACAGCAUCUUCCAGGUUUCAAUACCGAGAUGUCCGUCACAUUAUGCUCAUGGUUCCUGCAUUGUGCCAAGCGUAGCGUCCUCUCCGUCUCCCGUUGCCAGCAGCACAGACUCUACAAUAGGUGUUGCUGCUCUCCUCACAAUUUGGUGACAUGGGCCAAAAGAACCCGGCUCUCCAGUUCCUCCUCCCAUAGCGGCAGUGAUCUGGGUCCAGGUAGUGUGCCCCGUGCCCAGCGCCAUUCUUCAACCCGUGAGGACCUGGACUUCCAGCUGACUGAGGCACAAAUGAAUGGCAUGCUGAGAGCCAAUGAGCAGGCCGUGCGCAUCCCGGAGUUUGACGGCAGGGGCCUCAGCGCUGUGCUCAAGUACGAGAGCAACCAACUGCCGGCCAACACGCCGAACGAGGACCGACGCAGCGCUUCCACUUGCCUGCAAACCAAGGGCAUGAUGUUUGGUGUGUUUGACGGUCACGGGGGCUAUGCCUGCGCACAGGCGGUGAGCGAGCGGCUUCUCUACUACGUGGCGGUGGCCCUCAUGUCCCAGAGGAGCCUGGAGGAGGUAGAAGACGCCAUGGAGAACCUCCGGCCCGUGCCGCCCAUCCUGCAGUGGUACAAGCACCACAACGAUUACAAUUACCGGGAAUCGGCCUCGCUGUACGUGGAGCAGCUGCGGCUCUUCUGGCAGGAGCUGCUGGACAGUGAGGAGCACGGGGAGGGCAUGCCCCCUCGCGACGCCCUGGACUACGCGUUCCGGCGGCUGGAUGCUGACAUCUCGCUGGAGGCCCAGGUCCCGCUGGACAGCGACCUGAUGAGGAACACGGCCCUGCAGGUGGCGUUUGCCGGCUGCACGGCCUGCGUGGCGCACGUGGACACGGAGGGGAUCCACGUGGCCAACACCGGGGACUGCCGCGCCGUGCUGGGCGUGCAGGAGGACGACGGCAGCUGGAGCGCUCUGCCCCUCUCCCAUGACCACAACGCCCUGAACGAGGCCGAGCUGGACCGGGUGCGGUCGCAGCACCCGAGGACGGAGCGGGGCACGGUGGUGACGGACGACCGGCUGCUGGGGAUCCUCAUGCCCCUGCGCGCCUUCGGGGACGUGCGCUUCAAGUGGAGCCGGGACCUGCAGCAGAGCGUGCUGGAGAGCGGCUGCGACCUGGAGUCCCUCAACAUCUACCAGUACACGCCCCCCAACUACCACACGCCGCCCUACCUGGAGGCCACCCCGGAGCUGACCUACCACAGGCUGCGGCCCCAGGACCGCUUCCUGAUCCUGGCAUCGGACGGGCUGUGGGACAUGCUGGGGGAGGGGGAGGCGGUGCGGCUGGUGGCGGAGCACCUGACGGGCGUGCACCUCCAGGCCCCACUGUCGGCCAGCGAGCGGCAGAUCAGCCUGGGCCAGAUGCACAGCUUGCUGCUGCAGCGCCGCGCCCGGGCCGCGCCCGUGCUGGACCCCAACUCCGCCACGCACCUCAUCCGCCACGCUGUCGGCACCAACGAGUACGGCGAGAUGGACCGGGAGCGUCUCUCCGCCAUGCUGGCGCUGCCCGAGGACUUGGCCCGGAUGUACCGGGAUGACAUCACCGUCACUAUCGUCUACUUCAACUCCAACCUCAUUAAGCCCUCUGAUGCCUAGGAUGAGACAUUGCAUGGCUACCCCUGAACUUGUAUGGCCACAGUAAUCGCUUUUCUGUCAGUGAUGGGGUCAGUCUCAUUUAUGUUCUCAGUGUAAAUACCUAGUCACACGUUACUGAAACAUCAAAUCUGACUUUACAACACUUUUUUAAGGACUUCUCUCACUUUUGUCUGAAAAAAGUAGUUAAAUGCUGGAAGUUAUAUUUGCUUAUCUGAAGGUGCUUCAGGUAAAGAUGCAGGAUUCGUGGAUUCCCCUUUGGAUAUGGUGAUCUCCUAUCUCCUUCAUAAGCCUUACAAUGUAAUCAGACUCAGUUAUAAUGUGCAUGUGUAUUUCUUACACGCAAAUAAGGCUUUUGUCAUUGUCAUACUUGACACACAGUUGUUAAGUAUAUAAUCUAAGAGGGAUUCACUGAGACAUUCCCAGUUGGUAGAAUCCUGCUUCUUCAAAAAGUUCAUCUCAAUAUACUGUUAAACCUUUUUAUAAAUAUCAAAAUGGAAAAUUCUAAAUAUUUUUAACAAUCAAUAUUGAGAUACGGUAUGUGUGCAUAUAUUUUGUUUACCUUCUUACCGUCUUUACUCUGAGACUUCUCUCAUACCUUUACUUUGUAUGGAACAAUUGAAGGUCACUGUACUUACACUACAUUUUUUAUAUUCACAAUGUGAUAAUAUGAAUCUAUGAAUUGCUUUCAUAUAAAAUAUUAGUCAGGUCCUUUGCACCCCAGAAUUCGCACUGUCCAUUCAGUCCUUGUGUUAAAUACAUGAAAACACGGCAUGGGUCAUGUUGUGUAGUCACAUUAUUAAAUGGUUGGUUCUGUAAAUCAGUAAAUCUGCUGCAAAUGUUUAAUGUGCUCUUGUGGGUCAGUGAUUCAAGGCUAUGACCCAGGAAAUGUUUUUGAGGGAGAGUUACGGCUACGUGACAUAGCCUAACUGAACUUGGCUACAGUAUGUGCUCACUUCGACUGACCGCUAAAAAGCAAUACCAAGGUCUUUUUUAGAAUAUUUGUGCGCUGCAUUACAAAUAUUUAUUAGUUUUGUGACUGGUGUUUGUGUGUGAUGCAUUUUUGUUGUGCUUUCUGUUUACUGUGAUGAUCUGAUGUGAAUGUGAAGGAUAUUGAUUUCUGAAGGAACAGGACAAUCUGGCACUUUCUGUUUGUGCUCCGUGUGCCCAACUCCAUGUGCCAACUAGUGUACCUUGUUUUUCUGUUACAAUGCCAUUGUCAAUUUUCCAAUGUUUUCCAGAAUAAGAGUUCUCAGUUUUUGUCUAUUUAUUUAUUUCUUGCUUCACUGCUUUCUGUUGUCCGUUGGCUUUAAGUAGAGUGUUCCAAAAAUGUGUUUCUUACCAACAACCCCCUGUAAAACUGUUACCAGUCUUGUGCUAACAUAGUUCAUUAUCCAUAAUGUUGUGUUAGAAAUUGAAAAAUGGUAAAGCUAUUAAACUGUAGGUUUGUUCGCAAUUACCUUUUUUUUCCACAGGAAAUUAACGGUGAUAAAAUAAAACAAAAAGAUUAUUGGAUCAA